Helicoverpa zea (corn earworm) is the source of this 823-nucleotide messenger RNA. It is a transcript of the gene Pfdn4, whose product is annotated as probable prefoldin subunit 4. Lineage: Eukaryota; Metazoa; Arthropoda; Insecta; Lepidoptera; Noctuidae. Gene Ontology annotation, biological process: protein folding. The record is from RefSeq and is a predicted model, not a curated record. The coding region runs from base 134 to 541 and encodes 135 amino acids. Gene Ontology annotation, cellular component: prefoldin complex; cytoplasm. The transcript is spliced from 3 exons.
ACAGUUGACAGUCAUACUUGUUUCGUGCGGCUUCUGAUGGUGUAAUUUUUUGUGUUUAAAGACUUGAGUGGCCUUAAACACCAAAAUUUAAAUAUUAUUUGCUUAACAAUUAAAAGUUAUACCCAAAGAUACUAUGGCUAAUUCAGGAAAAGGAACUUUUCAACCAGACUCAGAUGUUCACAUUUCGUUCGAAGAUCAACAGAAAAUAAAUAAAUUUGCUCGUUUAAAUGCUAAAGUAGACGACUACAAAGAAGAACUUAAAGUUAAACAGAACGAUAUGAAAAACUUAGAAGAAGCUGUGGAAGAACUCAGUCUUGCUGAUGAUGGAGAAAAAAUUCCUUACCUUAUUGGUGAGGUCUUCAUUUGUCAAGGACUUGAAGAUACAUUAAAAUCAUUAGAUGAAGCCAAGUCACGAAAAGUGAAUGAAAUAAAUGAGCUUGAAGCUAAAUGUGAUGAGCUUAAAUCUCAAAUGGGGGAAUUAAAAGCCCAUCUUUAUGGCAAGUUUGGAAGUCAUAUAAAUUUGGAGAAUGAAGAAGAUUAAUUUUAACUUACUUUUACUAUAACUAUAAUUUGCAUUAAAUUAAUAAAAAACAGCACUCCACAUAAUAAAUAUUUAUAUUAUAUAUUGGUUUAAGUAUAUAAUCAUAAUUGCUAUUAGUAAAACAUAUUACAGCUGCUUAAGUAAAUAUCACAACUAAUAUUUUUGAAAAUUUAGAUAGUUAUAACAUUAUUAUAAUAUUUCAGCCAUCUGGGAUGAAGCUGUGUACUCAUUUGAUGAUUAUUGUUUAACAAAACAUUUACUUAAAAUAAAAGAUUAACUACA